CGACAACCUCCAGGAAAAAUCGAGUGUUAACUGCCGCCGAAGCGGGGUCCACCACAAUGCUGCCUCUGUACAAGAAAGGCAUGAACUACAUCACAGUGAAGAGACGACACCGCAACGUGACCAUCUUAGCCGCUAUGGCUUCCAUCAUCGUGUGCCUUCUUAUUGUGGGAAUGUAUUCAAUGUACUUGGUCCUCGACGAUAUUGUGGUGCCCACACCACCUCCGUUGCAACCUGUAUCCGCCGCGCCGUCGGGUGCUAUUGCCAUCACGACGCAGAUCGUACCAACGCCAGAAUUGCUAGUAGCAUCACCAUCGUCCCCAGUCAUUCCUGGGGUCGCCGUCACCAGUGCUGCACCCGUCCCUAAUCCGACGACGGGCCCAGACCUGUGGUUGUUGUCGUACGUGUUGCCUAUUGUAGCCGGUUUCUGUUUUGGAUUCGUGGGCUCCAUUCCCAUCGCUGGUCCUACGUCCGCCAUGGUGUUGAAGAUGGGAAUUCAAGGUCAAUACUGGGACGCGCAAACGGUGGCACUUGGGGGUGCUGUCGCCGAAGCGACGUAUGCUGGUGUGGCGUACUGGGGAUUUGGUAGCUUCCUUGUAGGCGUCGGGUGGCUCUUACCUGUGUCCAAGAUUCUUGGCGCAUGCAUGUUGCUCGUAGUUGGGGUCGUGUUCCUUCGACUCGAAGUUCAACCGCAGAUCGAAUCGGACACCAACUCGCCCUCCAAGCGUCCAUUUGGAGCUAGCACAGCGCGUGCAAUCUUCGUAAAGCACUUGCUGCUCGGGUUCACCAUGUCUGGCUUCAACCCGGCCUUGCUUGCCACGUACACCGGGGCACUGGCCAGUGUGUACCACACGGGGUAUUUGCAGUUUACGCUCGGUUUGGCCGUCUUAUUCAGCAUCGGCGUAGCAUGUGGUAUUUCCACUUGGUUUUACGUGCUCUUGACCUUGCUCAAGACAUACAAACAGCGGUUGAAAAAUCAAACCAUCGGAGCCAUCUUGCGGUGUAUGGGCGUGGUGCUCAUCACGCUCGGGUUGUACUGCACCAAGUCGGCGGUGGAUUAUUUCUUUCCCUAGCAAACUUAGUAUCCCAUGAUCUGAAAAAAUGUAUACUGUACCAUGAAAUAGAUAUAUAUAUAUACAGUAUAUAGAAACGUGUUUGACG
Aphanomyces astaci is the source of this 1158-nucleotide messenger RNA. RefSeq lists its product as hypothetical. The coding region runs from base 57 to 1070 and encodes 337 amino acids. Gene Ontology annotation, cellular component: membrane. The transcript has 5 exons. NCBI's taxonomy places the organism in Eukaryota, Oomycota, Saprolegniomycetes, Saprolegniales, Verrucalvaceae. Gene Ontology annotation, biological process: amino acid transport. The record is from RefSeq and is a predicted model, not a curated record.